This is a messenger RNA of Styela clava, 3151 nucleotides long. Its product is annotated as proprotein convertase subtilisin/kexin type 7-like. The record is from RefSeq and is a predicted model, not a curated record. Lineage: Eukaryota; Metazoa; Chordata; Ascidiacea; Stolidobranchia; Styelidae. Gene Ontology annotation, molecular function: serine-type endopeptidase activity. Gene Ontology annotation, cellular component: trans-Golgi network; Golgi membrane. Gene Ontology annotation, biological process: protein processing.
AUGUCACUAUAAAUUUAUAAUAAUUAAGACAUGUUGGAAAAUGAUUAAAAGAUGGAAUCACUUGGUGCAACUUUCAGUCAUUGUAUUUUUGACAUUCAUCCAUUUCAUUCUGGGAACUAGUAAUUAUAGUACACAUACAUGGAACAUAAAGAUAAAAUAUUAUGACGAUAACCAUUCACACAAGAAGCAUUUUGAUGAACUUGCGAAUGGCAUUGCUGACGAACUCGGCGUAUUUAAUAAGGGACAGAUCGGAGAGUUGACAGGCUUUUAUCUUUUUGAAUCAGAUACGAAUAAUCAUGACCAUUUAUUGAAGCUUUUUGAUAACCAUAAACACAUAGAGUGGCAUAGUAAAGAAGUUGAUUUGAAGCGAACGAAACGUUCGCAUAUUAAUGUGCCAAAUUUAUUGCACUUUAAUGAUCCAUUGUAUAAUGAACAAUGGCAUUUACAAAAUCUUAUUGGAUAUGACUGUAAUGUUACUGGAGUCUGGGCUCGUAACAUCACUGGAAAAGGGAUUGUCGUGGCUGUAGUAGAUGAUGGCGUGGAAUGGCGACAUCCAGAUUUAAAAGACAAUUACUGUAAAGAAGGAAGUUUUGAUUUAAAUUCUAACGACGAUGAUCCCUCGCCUGUUUAUGAUGAAGAAGAAGAAAAUAAACACGGUACAAGGUGUGCGGGUGAAAUUGCUGCAGUUCCAAAUUCAGUUUGUGGUGUUGGAAUUGCAUUCGGUUCAAAAUUUAGCGGAAUCAGGGUUCUGGAUGGUACAACUACAGAUUCGUCAGAGGCAACUGCUUUUAACAAACAUAUGGAUGUAAAUGAUAUUUACAGUUGUUCAUGGGGCCCGGAAGAUGAUGGCAAAACUGUUGAUGGUCCUCAUGAUUUGGGUCGUAUGGCACUACAACAUGGAGUUGUCGCAGGAAGGGAUGGAUUUGGUUCAAUAUUUGUCGUGGCAAGCGGCAAUGGUGGUCUUAAGGGAGACAACUGUAAUUAUGAUGGAUAUGCAAGCUCAAUUUAUACAAUUACAAUCGGUGCUAUUGAUGAAAUGGGCAAUAAACCAUCAUAUGCGGAAGAGUGUGCUUCUAUGCUAGCUUGUUCUGUCAGCUCUGGUUCUGGUUUAUUAAUAAGAGACAUUGUAACAACAGACUGGUCACUUCCACCUGGUAAUUCAGAUGAUCAAUGUACGCAUAGUCAUACUGGAACAUCUGCAGCUACGCCAUUAGCAGCUGGAAUGGUUGCACUGAUGUUGGAAGCAAGACCUUGUCUUACUUGGAGAGAUAUACAACAUAUUAUGGUAAUGACUGCUGUUGAAGUUGACCAUGCAACCGCAUGGACUCAAAAUAAAGCUGGAUUUCGACAUAGUAAUAUCCACGGCUUUGGUCUUCUAGAUGCGUGGCGUUUAGUAAAUGCCGCCAAAGUGUGGAAAUCUGUGCCAUGGUUUACGUCGCUUACUGCCGAUACGAGCCAUGAUAAAAAUUUAGCUAUUUCUAUGGAUAGACAUGAAUCCUUGAUUUUGCACACUGAAGUUACAACUGAGAACUGUAAAAAUAAUAUGUUAUCAACAUUAGAGUAUAUUUUAUUCACUGUCACUGUAACCCACCAUACCAGAGGGAACCUGAAGUUUAUUUUGCUUUGUCCAUCAGGAACUAGAUCGGAGGUUCCAACUCGACGGUCCGAUACAUCAGAUAAGGGACUCACCGAUUGGAGUUUUUCAACAGUAAAAUGCUGGGGCGAAAAUCCAGCUGGGAAAUAUACAUUGAAAGUCAUAGACACAAGUAGGAAAUUACCACAAGGGGAAAGUUUGGGGGUCUUAAAAAGCUGGAAAUUAACUUUGUACGGAUCAAGUUGGACUGCAGAUGAAAUGAAAAAACGAAAAACAUAUAUUGAAUCUGUUAUGGAUGGUAGUUAUCUUGAUAAUUUCAGUCUUCCUUGCCCUCCUGGUACACCUUUAGAAUUCGAUGUCACAUCCGCACUUUCUGAUCGCACCAUUAAACUUGUAACAAUGAUAUCUUGCUUUUUAUUGUUUUGGGGAGUAUAUUACACAAUUGAAAUGGCAUUUUGUAAUGCAGAAGACAAAGAGGAGAAAGAAAAUGAUAUUGAAAAUGAUCAAACUGAUGCUGAGCGGAUUGAAACACCUCAAAAUGGAUAUGGUACAUCUACCGAGAGUGUGCAACUUUUUCCUAAUUCUACCUUCAUAGGUACAAAUGAAGAUGUAGCAAUGCUUGAUAUCGAAGAAGAUACUCAAAUAAAUAACGGCGAUCCUGGUACACAAAAAGAAGCUGAAUUGAAUGCUGCAAUGACCAUUUCUAAUACUGAUUCAUUUCUUUCUGCUGAAUUAGAAGUCAAUUCACAAAUUAAUGAUGAAAAUAUUGUAAUUGACAAUUCAAUUGAAGAUGUUACGUAGUACUUUUAAAAAAAAAAUGAUUGUGAAAUUAACACUUCAUCUACUCCUAACACUGAAUCAUUCUUUUCUGGCGAAUGGGACAGAAGCAUGUUAACAAUUUAUUACUACAAUUUGAUUUUUAACAAAGAUGUUGCAUGAGUUGAUGAUAUUGUUUGCAGCAAGAGUUUUUAUAACCCGAACGUCCCGAAGUAUAACAAAUGUCAGUAUUUUGUAUGGAAAAGAAACAUACUGCGCCGAAAAUUUGUUAUUAGUCUAGUCUGUUAUUAACAGCCGACAUAUCCAAUAUGCUGCAAUUAGAUUAGAAGAUGAUCGUUUGGUAUUAUUUUUCGCAUGCGUAAGAUAUAUUUAUAUAUGAAUAGUUUUGCACUUAUGGUUGAAUCUUUUUAAUUUUUUUAUGUGAAGCUUGUUCACACCAAACAGCCACUAUAUAUUUAAAAAGACCAGUCUUUCUUGUUCGGUAUUGCCUACCCAAUUUAUUACACUACACAUUGUGUGAGGUGGGGAUAUGGCAUUUGUAGCAUGCAAUACCAGCACAGUCAAGAAUGCAUUUUAUUGCCCUAAUACAUUUCUGAGCCCUGUGCUACAUCACUGUUGAAAGUUUGUUUGCUGUGGUAGAGACACCAUUCUUGUGCCAAAUUGCACACUUUUGUGCUGUGACGCAAAUUACUUAUGUAAAACUGCCCCUCUUAUUAUUUGAUUUUAUCCUGGUGCAAUUGUAUCUACUUAAUGCAAUAAACAAAUCAUGUUAUAUACCAA